Tachysurus vachellii is the source of this 7324-nucleotide messenger RNA. RefSeq names its product SH3 and PX domains 2Aa (gene sh3pxd2aa). Gene Ontology annotation, biological process: superoxide anion generation. The transcript is spliced from 14 exons. The record is from RefSeq and is a predicted model, not a curated record. Lineage: Eukaryota; Metazoa; Chordata; Actinopteri; Siluriformes; Bagridae. Bases 515 to 3868 code for a protein of 1117 amino acids. Gene Ontology annotation, molecular function: protein binding; superoxide-generating NADPH oxidase activator activity; phosphatidylinositol binding.
ACACCGCUGCCGCUGAACACGGGAGCGCGAGCGUUAAAACCAACGGGAUCGCGCGCUCCACAUUUAAAGGAGAAGCCGUGGGCUUCUGGUAGCCAGUCCGCUCACGUGUAAUCACGUUUAUAGCCUUGCGAUUGUAGUAUUACAAUAUUAUAUACAUACAUAUAUAUAUGUAUUUAAUUUUUAUUAAUAUUACCGCGAGGACGUUAAUCGUAUAUCGGUUCUGACUACAGCCGUGUCGGUUUGGAUUGUCCUCGAGCUCUACGGAAGGAAAAUCGGUUAGAAUAAAUGGAUCCGGAGAGAUUUUAUUUUCCCAGCACGAGACGGUGAAAAAGAAGUUGGUGUGUUCGCUGUUGUAACGUCGCUGCGCAGAAUAAAGUAUCCGGUUGUGUUCGUUACUGUCCCGCUCUGUGUCCGUCUCUACCGCCCGGUGAAGCCCGUUACAUCCCGGGAUUUCCUUCUUUUCUUUCCUUUUGUGUUUUUAUUUUUAUUCCUUUCAGUACGAACCGGUUGAACGAUGCAGCUCCGGACCGUGUUGGAUGUGAAAGUGGUGGACGUGGAGAAAAGACGGCAUCCUUCCAAACACUAUGUUUAUCUCAUCAAUGUCACAUACUCUGAUUCCACGUCCCACGUUAUCUACCGGAGAUACAGCAAAUUCUUCGACCUUCAGAUGCAGCUUCUCGACAAGUUCCCAAUCGAGGGAGGGCAGAAGGACCCCAAAAAACGCAUCAUCCCUUUUCUUCCAGGAAAAAUCCUGUUUCGGCGAAGUCAUGUUCGAGAUGUGGCAAUGAAGCGACUGCGCUUUAUAGAUGAUUAUUGCAGGGCGCUGGUGCGACUUCCUCCCCAGAUCUCCCAGAGCGAGGAAGUUCUGCGCUUCUUUGAGACCAAACCAGAUGACAUGAACCCUCCUGUAGAGGAUUAUGGUACCAAGCGCAAAUCAGGCCUGGACGGCAGUGAACCCAUGGUGCUGGAGCAGUACGUGGCUGUAGCCAACUACGAGCGGCAGGAGAACUCUGAGAUCAGCCUGCGCGCCGGCGAGACGGUGGACGUAAUCGAGAAGAGCGAGAGCGGCUGGUGGUUUGUUAGUACUGCAGAAGAACAAGGAUGGGUUCCUGCCACAUAUUUGGAUGCUCAGGCUGGCACCAGAGAUGACCUGGACUUGGGAACGUCUAGAUCAGGAGAGGUUACUAAGCGGCGCAAGGCCCAUCUGAAGCGACUGGACCGGAGGUGGACACUAGGGGGCAUAGUCAACCGCCAACAGAGUCGAGAGGAGAAGUACAUCACUGUUCAGCCCUACACCAGUCAGGGUAAGGAUGAGAUCGGGUUUGAGAAAGGAGUAACCGUGGAGGUCAUUCAGAAGAACCUGGAGGGAUGGUGGUAUAUCAGGUACUUGGGCAAGGAGGGCUGGGCCCCAGCUUCAUACCUGAAGAAGCCAAAGGACGACCUCUCCCCAAGGAAGAAGACCAUGACUGGCCCUGUGGAAAUCAUUGGUAACAUAAUGGAGAUUAGCAAUCUGCUAAACAAGAAAGCCGUCAGCGAAAAGGAUGUGCAGACAGAUGGAGAGGCCACUACACCAGAUCGUCACAUCUCCAAGAGCGAGAUCAGUCUUCCCAUGCCAUGUGCCCCUGAAGCAGAACAGGCUUCAAUGACAGCCAGCCCCGCCCCAAAGGCAGUUUUGCAGUCUGUAUGUAGUGCCACCCCACAAGACACUAAGCCAAAGGCAGAGCCGGGCUCGCCUGCUAUAGCAAGAGUUGCGCCACACAGAGUGGAGAUCGGAUCUCCCAACCUCAGACAGAAACCCCCCCCUCGCCGAGAUACAAAUCUGGGAUUCCAGCUGCCAAAGCCUCCAGAGCCCCCUACCGUGGAAACAGAGUACUACACCAUUGCAGAGUUUCAGUCCUGCAUCUCAGAUGGCAUCAGCUUCCGUGGAGGACAAAAGGCUGAUGUAAUAGAGAAGAACUCUGGUGGCUGGUGGUAUGUCCAGAUUGGGGACAUGGAGGGUUGGGCACCUUGUUCCUACAUUGACAAGCGCAAGAAGCCUAAUCUAAGCAGGAGAACUAGCACACUCACUCGGCCCAAAGUGCCACCCCCAGCACCACCUGUCAAAAAGCAGGAUUCUGAGGACAUUUCUUGUCCCAGUGCUUCUGCCUCCAAAGCUCCAGAAUCCCCCAGUAGACCUGUAUAUGAGGAGCCAGAGUACGACAUUCCCGCUAUCGGAUGUGACCUGGAAGUGGACACAGGCAUUAUAAAAAAGGAGCCUCGUCUUGUGCUUAUAAAAAGCAGCAAAGCUGCUGCUGAAAGGAUUGCUCAGGCUACAGGCAAAGCCUCACCUCUUUUUACUGUGAAGACUUCCCCCUUAAGGAACGAACACUCAGUAGAAGUAGUCACCAGAGAGGAGGCAAUUUAUGAGAAUGAUGGUUUUAGAUACGCCUCUGAUGACUUUGUCUCUGCCAGAGAAUCUAUUGCCGUGGGUUCAGAAUCACCAAGAAGUCGUACUUUGGGCCGCAAACCCCUGGGGUCUUCAUCUGCUGGAGGAAAAUCUUACAGGGACACUCAAGAUCUACGAACUCAGUCACUAACCCGUGGCGAGAAGACCAGCCCAAGGUUGUCUUCAGAUGAAUCUGGCCGUAAUCCCAAAAGGGAGCCAGUUUUACGCAAGGAUGUGGAGCUUCGAAUUGGUCAGAGCCCCUCAACUCGCCCCAAGCCAGUGGUUCGACCCAAGCCCCUAUUGACCAAGUCUGAAACACAGAGCCCAGAGAGGAUGGACAUAAGUAGCUUGCGACGACAGUUGCGUCCUGCCGGAAUUCGGCAUGGGAUGGUCCGUGCACGUGGUGAAGACUCUGAGACUGCAUCAGUGGUGUCAUCAGAGGAUUCUGUAACUUCCCGUAGCACUUCAGAUCUCUCCAGCACCUACUCUAAGGGCAGCAGAGGGGACUCUGAUUAUGAGGGUACUACCUUGUACCGUACCACAGAUGCAUAUGAGCGGGCACAAGAAUCUGAGCUCAGCAUUCCUGCUGGUGUGGAAGUGGAGGUACUGGAAAAGCAGGAGAGCGGCUGGUGGUAUGUGCGGUGGGGUGUAGAUGAAGGCUGGGUACCUACAUUCUACCUAGAGCCUAUUAGGCAACCUUCAGAUGCUGGUGUCUCAGAGUCUCAUGACGGAUCCCUGGCAGAGCUGAGCAACACCAGCAAGUCGAAUAGCUUAGAAAAGAAUGAGCAACGUGUUCAGGCUCUCAAUAACCUAAAUCAGCAGAAUCUACGUCGUGCAACAAAUCCCAGUCCUCCUAUUCCCAAUAAGCCACCGGGUGGUUUUAGUAAGCCAUCCCCCCAGCUCAACGGUUCAAGUGUACGUAUGCGGAAUGGCAUUCGUCAGGCAGCUGUGCGACCACAGUCAGUUUUUGUGUCCCCACCACAGCCUGUGAAGGAUACCAAUUUAUACACAGGGUCCUUAAGGCGUAACGAAUCACUAGGUGCCAGCGAUCAUAUGAGGUCUAGUGGUGGUGUGCGUCGAAACUCUUCCUUCACUGCUGUACGCCCACAGCCCGUUACCGAUGUAAGGAUGAGGUCUGGAACCACCACAAUUGCACCAACAGGAAGCUCUAGUCCAUUGAUUGCUCAGAGAAAUGGAAUUCCAAUCUCUACAGUGAAGCCCAAACCCAUAGAGAAAACACAUCUCAUCCAUAACAACCUACGGGAAGUCUAUGUCUCUAUUGCAGAUUAUCGUGGAGACGAGGAGACUAUGGGCUUCCCUGAAGGCACCAGUCUGGAGGUUCUAGAAAAGAACCCUAAUGGAUGGUGGUACUGCCAGGUUCUAGAUGGCCUUCAGGGAAGGAAAGGCUGGGUGCCUUCCAACUACCUUGAAAGAAAGAAAUAGCACCAACUCACCUCCCCAAAGAAUGUUAGUUAAAUUUAAAUGUACAUUUCCUAUCAAACUCUAUGAGGAGGACCUUUUUGUAUCAAUGAGACACUUUAGUGCUGGUUUACUUUAAAAGUACAUAAGACUCUAAAUAUGAUCAGUUAUUUGUAAGUGGAGUACGCAAGUACGAAAAUGCCAUCAAGCAAACUGGGCUAACCCAGUGUCUUAAGCAUCAUUGGAGAAUAAUGUCUCCAGUCUGAACGAAGAAUAACAGAAAUGAUUUUGAUAGAAUGGAAGAUCCAGGCAAAUGUUGAGAGAAAUUUUAUGCCAAAUGGGUGCCUUUGUCCAUCAUUGACUGAAUGUUAAACGGAAUAACUUAAACACCAGUGAAUCAGUAUACAGUAAGUACCAAACUUGGUGCCAUAGGCCUGUUAGUGCAGAAAUCAACCAAAACUAUUUUUGCUAUAAAAUUACAGAAAAAAAGAGAACCGGAGAGAUUUCAGUAUGAGAGUAACACACAAAACAAGUGGGCACUCAAAAAUAAGAAUGUAAGACAUCGGUUACGCAAAUAACAAACGGUUGUUACCGCUGAGUGCAUUUAACGAUUACAUUUGAUUUUCUUAUUUUUAAACUUUUGUUCAGUUUUUGUAAUUGCUUUAUUCGUAUCUUGUGCAUUUUCAUGUCUUCCUUAGAGACGUAUUUCUGCUUUCUUGUGACAUCCCUGCAACUCUUAUCAGCCUGGAAAAAGAAGUCCCUCAACGUGAUAUUUGUCAUGUUAUCUUUCAUUUUUCUGAUGUGUCUCUGAUGAGGGUUUUGUUAAUUGGCAUUACGUUUUUCCCUUCACAUAGCUACAGUAUAAAGCCCAGCCAUCAUGAAUAAAGGUCACUGAUUCAUUAAAGAACAAGAUGUGGUGCCAUUAUAUGUAACUCAGAUGGACAGGAAAUUGGAUACGCUAUAAAGUUGGAUUUGAAUACUUUUUAACCCACUUCACAUCUGGGUAUCAAUCCCAGACUGAGUUUAGUUUGCAAAAUUGCACAAAAAAAACAAAACAAAACAAAACAAAAACAGGUUAUAUUGCUGCUCUAGGUCUACUAUAUUUACUGUUUUUAAAUUUUCAUACUGGAAUAUUUGCUUAAUGUUCACCAGUCUAUCCCAGGGAAUUAGUUACAUACAAAUGAGCCCAAAAUGUGAUCAAACGAAAGCAAAAUGUCAACACAUUUGCUAGUUUGUUUUGUUUUAGUAUUUAUUUUGUGGUUACAAAGAAACCGAUGUAGUCAGUGAACCCAAACGAGGUUUUAGAACUGAGCAGAAAAUAGAUAUUUAAUUACUGUAUCUGGAAGCACUUGAUUUUUCUUUCUUUACCCACAAAAAGCACAUUGAUAUGCUAGGUUUAUUUCAACAUAUAACCAUAUUGCUGGGCAGUAUUGGAGUCAAAGUUGAAGUUACACAGCAAGCAGGUCAGCUUCGUUUUAGAUUGUGUUUUCCUUGAUUUAAAAAAAAAAAAAAAAAUGUACAAAUGUAAUUUCAUCUAUGGGUUAAUUCAAUUUGAAUAGUCGUUCUUUCCCAAAUUAUUAGUUGUUUAGUAAAAAAUAAAAUAAAUAAAUAAUUCUAUUCAAUCCCCCUUUUUGAAGGACCCUAAUUCAAAAAUAAACAUAUGGAUGCGAUCCAUGUCAAAAGGCUGAUGUUCAAGACUGCUGAAAUAUUUUUCUAACGAACAGUGCUGUGUGAACUCUUAGUCAGGUCAAGCACUAAUGUGGUUUUUUUUUUGUGUUGUUUUUCUGCUGGACAGUAUUAUAGUAUAAAACAAAGUCAAAUACCUGCUAGAUUGCAGUUAUAUUCUAUUAAGCUGUAGCUAGUUUUUGUUUUCUCUUCCUUUUGUUCUUGUUGUGUGAUCACACUCAGACAAUAAUGAUGAACGGAGUGGUUCAUUUGUUGUGAGAUGGUGCAUUCUUUUGGUAAAUCAAAAAUGCAUCUAUUUAAAGAUGCAGUGUACUUCAUCAGCACAUUAUUUAUUGAACAAAAAUGUUUUUUUUUUUUUUUUUUGUAUUUAUGAUUAUUUAAUUCUUUUUAAUUAUUACCUCUCAUUUUGCGCUCAGUGAUUUAGCCACCGCUUAAAGACUCCACAGUGGCGCCCUCUAGUGAAACAGAUUGGCUACUGCUAUAUUCUCUUUUAUAUUUUUGGACUGCCAUUGAUCUGAGGCCAACUGAGAUUUUUUUUUUUUUUUUCCACUAUUUUUUAAAAACGCAGGUAAACAUUUAUUCAUAUAGAAUCUAUUUUAUCAGGUCAUGUUUUUUCCCUACACUUUUUUUUUUCUUUCCAAAAGCUGAUUGCUGCACCUUUAGCAACCAUGGACACUUCCUCUCUCAUUAUUGGAAUUUCUAUAAUGCCAGAUAUUCUGUUCUUUUCAUACCUAUACACUUUUUCUUUAAUUGGGGGAAAAAAAAAAGAAGAAAUGUCUAACACGAAUUACAGGAUCAAUUUUACAAACUGCUUCAGUCAUUCAUAAUGAAAUCAUUUAUUUUGGUUAGGAAUAUGAGUUGAAAAAAAAAAAGGUUUGCUCAAUUUAAAGGAGAUUAAUAGAAUUUCGUUUCAUUUCCCCACCUCCCCAAAUCCCCACCCCGACGAAGGCAUUAUAGAAACGUGUUGACUCACUCUAACACUUUGAAUGGAUAUUGUUUCUGUCAAGUAAAUUCCAUUUACAUUUUGCGCUUUUUUUGUUUUGUUUGCAUCAACAAUUUACAAGGGAAAUAUUACUUCACGCUAGUCCUUUUUUUUGUAUCAUGUAAUUUUGUAUCAUCUAUCCUUUAUGUUCGGUCUUCCUUUUUUUAAUCUAUAUAUUUUUUAUUGCGGUUUAUUAUUUCCUUUAUCCCUCCCCCUCCAUGUGUUUUUUUUUUUUUUCUUUUUGUGACACAAAUGUAAUGAGGAAAUGUGCAAUAGACUAAUCGGCAUCUCACCAAAAACAAGGAACUGUCAGAGGUUUUUUUUGAUACUGGAUCAGGACCCUUACUUUUUAAUGUCAGCUUUUCACGUCAAGUAAAAACAAACAUCAAGUGUCAUUCCACGUUUUCCGAUCAAACGUUCUAAAUGUCCCGAUACACAGGACAGAUGGACAUCGGUGCCUGACUCCAUAGCAGGACUCUUAAAACUUUGUGUUGUCGCCAUUUGUGCUGUUGUAUUGCCACAAGACCACAUCUAACAAUAAUGCCUUUUUUUCUGCCAGUGGGAUAAAAUUUGAAGUGGGGGACAUUGGAGUCUUCCUCCUUCACACUGCCAGUGUUUAAAUGUUUCCGUCCAACCCACUGGCUUGUUCGCUUAUUUUGAAUUUAAAAGCAGGACUUCGUAACCAGCUGUUGCUUCCAUCCAGCGUUUCACUCUGUACCUCUACAACCACUCAGAACAGGGAUUCUCAUAACCUCUUAAUUAACACAUCAGAAAAACAUUGUGUCGUGGAACAUGCUUUUCUUUUCUACAAA